Aethalodelphis obliquidens (Pacific white-sided dolphin) is the source of this 1578-nucleotide messenger RNA. It is a transcript of the gene MARCHF11, whose product is annotated as membrane associated ring-CH-type finger 11. The transcript has 4 exons. NCBI's taxonomy places the organism in Eukaryota, Metazoa, Chordata, Mammalia, Artiodactyla, Delphinidae. The record is from RefSeq and is a predicted model, not a curated record. Gene Ontology annotation, molecular function: zinc ion binding; ubiquitin-protein transferase activity. Gene Ontology annotation, biological process: protein ubiquitination. The coding region runs from base 231 to 1421 and encodes 396 amino acids.
GCCGAGCCCGCGGUUCCGCGGAGCAGCCGCCGCCGUCGCAGCCGGGCCCUCUGCGUCCCCUCCCCGUCCCGCCCCUCGGCCCCUGGCGCCCCAGGCUCCGUCCCCACCCUCCUCCCGCCCCGCUUUCCUCCCUCCUUUCUUCCUCCCCCCUCCUUUCUCCCUUCGCCUGCAGCCCGAGCCGGGGGCGCUAGCCGGGCUGGCAGGAGGGCGGCGGCGGUGGCCCCACCACCAUGAGCUUUGAGGGCGGCCCCAGCGGCAGUCGGCGCCGCGGGGAGGAGAGCGGGGACGCCGAGCCGCCCCCGUCGCCUCCGCCGCCGUCGCCAGGAGAGCCAGCCUCGGUCCCCGCGCCCCCGCGUUACCUGCCACCGCUGCCCGCGCCGCCCGCGUCCCCCGAGCGCCCCGCGGGGCCAGACGAGUCGCCAGCGGAGGUGGUCCCGCGGCGCAGCGGCGCGGAGGAGCUGCCGCCGGCAGGGCAGGAGGUGGCCGCGGCAGGCGACUCCGGGGCAGGUCCGAGGCGCCUUCCGGAGACGACGGUCCCGGAGGCGGCGGCGGGGAAGGAGGGCCCCGGGGAGCCGGAGGUCCGCGCGGGUGGGGAGGGAGAGCGGCGGGUCUCCAGCGACCGGCCCGAGACGCGCUCGGUAUGCAGCAGCCGCAGCAGCAGCAGCGGCGGCGGCGACGACCGGCGCUCCGGGCACCAGCACCAGCACCACCAGCCCAUCUGCAAGAUCUGCUUCCAGGGCGCCGAGCAGGGGGAGCUGUUAAACCCCUGCCGAUGUGACGGGUCCGUUCGGUAUACACAUCAGCUUUGCUUGCUGAAGUGGAUCAGUGAGAGGGGUUCCUGGACCUGUGAACUCUGCUGUUACAGAUACCAUGUCAUAGCCAUUAAAAUGAAGCAACCUUGCCAGUGGCAAAGCAUUUCUAUAACACUGGUUGAGAAAGUUCAGAUGAUUGCUGUAAUCCUAGGAUCCCUGUUCUUAAUAGCGAGUGUGACCUGGCUCCUCUGGUCAGCCUUCAGUCCCUAUGCAGUGUGGCAGAGGAAGGACAUCCUUUUUCAAAUCUGCUAUGGAAUGUAUGGUUUUAUGGAUCUAGUGUGCAUAGGUCUCAUUGUCCAUGAAGGAGCUGCAGUUUACAGAGUGUUUAAACGCUGGCGAGCUGUCAACUUACACUGGGAUGUAUUAAAUUAUGACAAAGCCACAGACAUCGAAGAAAGUAGCCGGGGAGAGUCUUCCACAAGCAGAACUUUAUGGUUGCCAUUGACGGCUCUACGAAACAGGAACUUGGUCCACCCAACACAGUUGACCUCCCCAAGGUUUCAGUGUGGCUACAUGUUAUUACAUCUGUUCAAUCGGAUGAGGCCCCAUGAAGAUUUGUCAGAAGAUAACAGCUCGGGGGAGGUUGUGAUGAGAGUGACUUCAGUGUGACAAAGCUAAGAAGGCGCGAUGUGGACCACCCUGCACAUUUUGGAAUGUAAUUGCAGUGAAUGGCAAAACCAUAGCACUUCUAAAAACACACAUCUAUGAACUUUUUAAAAUUUAUGCUUUUUAUAUGAACAUUUGAAUUGCAAAUACAUUUUUCUGA